AUUGGCUAAAGCUUCGACGAAGAGCCAUCACAUCACGUCACAGAGCAAUUGGGCGUCGGCACCACUGUCCACUCGCCCGAGAUGCUCCCUCAACGAAUCGUACGGGCCUCGGCCCUGCGCAACGGCGUGCUGGCUGCUCGACGACUGCCGACAAUCCAGCGCCGAUGUUUCCUCCCUCACUCGUACACCGACAAGAAGACGAUCGACGAGAAGUACCCCGAGCCUGUCCAGCUGAGCGACGCCGAGGAUCCCGGCAUGAACGGUGGCUACAUCAACCCGCCCGCAAUCAAGCGCCAGUUCCGUGACCCCCACGGCAACUGGUGGGAUCCCCAAGAGCGACGAAACUUUGGCGAGCCCAUUCACGAGGAUAACGAUUUGCUGGGCAUCUUCUCCCCCUGGGAGUACACCUGGACCACCCCCGGCCCCGGCCUGAUCAUGGUUGGCACCUUCAUUGCUGUCUUCCUCAGCGUCACCGGCGUCGUGUACCUCAACUACCCCGAUAUGGUGGCUUACCCCCGAGAGUUUGAGAAUGGUCUGCAGCGAGAGCUGGGUGGCCCUGGAGCUGUGAGGGCUCGCAUGGAGGGUGAUGAGGACCCUUGAGCAGGGAAUUCUCAUUUGUACAUAACUAAAGAAUGGAAGGAUUCAAUGGAUUUUGAGUGGACUGAUAAACAUGACCGAGAGAUGUGCUCGUUAGAUGCUGGCAAAGGCAACCCAUAUGUGCGCAUUGUCUCUCAGCUGGUACAUGGUUUCCCUACCCUUGUGACAAUUUUCACCCACCAACAGGUAUGCUUCACAUUUCUAGGCAUCUGUAGUGAAUUCUAUAUUGUUCAUCGUGAA
Molecule: messenger RNA, 837 nt
Organism: Ilyonectria robusta
Lineage: Eukaryota; Fungi; Ascomycota; Sordariomycetes; Hypocreales; Nectriaceae
Exons: 4
Coding region: 82-600 (172 amino acids)
Cellular component (GO): mitochondrion
Source: RefSeq, a predicted model, not a curated record